Mya arenaria is the source of this 6611-nucleotide messenger RNA. RefSeq lists its product as uncharacterized. Gene Ontology annotation, biological process: SCF-dependent proteasomal ubiquitin-dependent protein catabolic process. Bases 417 to 6611 code for a protein of 2064 amino acids. The record is from RefSeq and is a predicted model, not a curated record. Gene Ontology annotation, cellular component: SCF ubiquitin ligase complex. The transcript has 15 exons. Lineage: Eukaryota; Metazoa; Mollusca; Bivalvia; Myida; Myidae.
AACCUCCUGAUAGAACGUAUAUAUUCGGUAGUCUUUUAACAUAAUCAUUUUUGUGCUUGAAAAUGCUUGAAAAUAAUAUGACUUAAAGAUGAGGAUUCAUCCUUUAUUGAGGUAAUUAAAUAAAGAAUAUCAUUUCAAUGAAACAAUUUCGUUCUGGAAUUUUGGAAAACGUGUGAUAGAGUGCAUCAUUAAAUUAUGAUCUAAACAAAAUCUGGUCAAAUACUUUAACGACUCUAACAGGUAUUUGAAGAUGAUUUGAAAAUAGAUACUGUUUUGCAAUGCCGUUUUUGGAUUGUUUUAUCUUUUGUUGGUUUUUCGGAAUACUUCUAAAUACUCAAGGAUUGCUGAAAGGAAAAUUUAAAUCAUAGACUAUUAAGGAAAAUGUUGUCACUGUAGUUACCCGACUAUCUUUAACAAUGGAUGAAUAUUAUAAACAGUUUCCUUCACCCGGAAGCCGGAACUGGCUUAAGGGGUCAGUUGCUGUUAAUAUUACCAAAAGAGGACUUGCACCGUUUGCUUGUAAGGUAUACGAUGAAAUUCGCGUUGAAAAGUUAAAAAUAGCAUUAAAACAACAUUUUCCUGACCUCUGUGCGAAUUGCUCAAUUGUUGAAGCUAUACCAUGUGACCCUAACAACAACAUAUGUAAUCCAGGAAAAUGCCGUUUUCACAAGGGGCGUGUUUUUCGUCCGUGCCUUGUAGUAAAAUGUAACGAUUAUCGUAACACUGUUACCGACAAAAUCCAGAAAGGUAUCGAUAUAGGUUGCAAGAGUUGCAGGACAGCUGAAAUUGUACAGUGUUAUCAAAGAAAUAAAGUCUGCAAUUCGGGAAAAUGCAAAUUCCAUAUGGAUCCAAAUACGAAACAAUUCAUUCCUAUAAGGCCAUGCCCGAAUAAGAUUUGUGAUACGCUCCGGGAUGCCAUACAGCAGACACACAGAUUUGGAAAUCCAUCAUGGAAGAACACCGAUGCAAGGAAAUGGUGUGUAAACGGUUGGGGUAUUGCCAAGUGCUUUAUGCCUCCAGAUGGCUACGCAAAUGUGGACAAUGAAAACGACACUGACUUGAACGGGAUAAUAAGUGUCUUCAUCAACUGCAAAGAAUUUCAGCAGUAUUUUACAGCCGACUUGUCCAAUUUACAGAACAUCUGCUCCAAGGUCCGCGAUGUCGGAAAGAAUAUUCGCCAUGCACCUGGAUUGGAAGUUACUGACGAUGACUUGAAAGUCUGGCUAUCUGAUCUGAAAGCAUUGUUUUCUGACCCAACAUUCAACAAUGGCAAUCCCCUUGCAAAAGACGCACUAGACCAAUUGCAACAGCUGGAGAAUGACGAACUUAUCAUAGAGCGCUCCGAGGUUGUGGUGGCCAUAAAGGACUCGGUUGAUUACCUGCGAACGCUUCCUGUCCAUUCAAAUCGAGAAACACUUGAACUACAGAGCCGAAUUGAUGACCUGGAAGUGAAGGUGCAAGACAUACUUAAACAAAUGGAACCUUCUGGGAUGGGCAGAUUUAAAUCGGAAUUAAAAGAAAGCCUUAUUAAGUAUCACCGGGACAACACCUGCACGUACAUGAUUGGCCCCUUCGUUGAAUCUGGAGUGUUCGGACUUGAGGACUUCUAUGUUCCUCCAAACAUUAGCAGAGUUAUUCUUCAAUCGAGACAGAAAUACGUUACAUCGGAAGAACCUCUGACAAGUUUGGAACAGAUGUUAAGCUCCAACCGAAUUAUCAUUCUUUCUGCAGACGCCGGCGUAGGAAAGACAACGUUUUGUAAGUCUUUAGUUACGUUAUGGUGCGCGGUACAAGAGGGAAAGACCAAUCCGUUAGCGAAGUUUAGUCACUCUCAAAACUUUUUCAAUGACAUUGCAUAUUUAGCUGAGUUUACAUAUUUAUUUUACAUCCAGUUACGGGGAAACAAAUGCGAUAAACUAGAGGAUAUAAUUUUCUCUCAUACAGAAUUAGUUGACACAGAAUUGACAAGGGAUAACAAGGCUUUUUGUGAUUUGUUAUCGAACGAAACAGGUUUGGUAAUUUUAGACGGAUUAGAUGAAUGUGACAUUCCUAUUAUUAGUCCCUUAGCAACAAAUAGAAAGUAUACUGUUCUCAUUACAUCACGUCCGUGGAAACUUGCAAAUAUAGAUAUGCCCAGUACAGGUAUAUAUACACAUGCACAGAUUAACGUUAUUAGCCGGGGUGUGUCCGAGCAACUUGUUGAUCAUUUGAACAAUUGUUUGAACAAGCAUUUUAGCACCUCAUAUAAUGCCGGAGAUUUCUUAUCUGCUAUUAAAAAACAACAUUUGGAACAAUUUCUCCAAAAUCCAAUGUUAGCCUCGCAGUUGUUAUGUGUUUAUCACGAGAAACGCAUUCAGAAUAUAGCAUGUCUUGUGAAUACAGCCGUGGAUAGUACAUGUCCAGACUACGGUACAACGUCAAAAUCUCGUAAAAAGGAUUUGACGUUCUUUGGUAAGACAAGGUCGCAUAUAUACGCAAAUAUGAUAGAACUGAUGUUUCGAAGAGUCGAGAAAAAGGACAAGUCACUCGUACAAGGUUUGAGUGAGCUAUAUAAGAGCGAUGAUCGAACACAUACCCUCCCCGAAUGCUUUGAUGAUAGAAAUUACACAUGCAGUGGAUUAGCAGUACUAAUAAACGGUAUUGGAAAAUUGGCAGCCUAUUCACUCGUAGACGAUGAUAACUCUUUGAUAGAAGAACAUCAAAUGCGAAUAUUGAAGAAUGAGGAAAAGACGGUUCUUCUCAAAUCUGGAAUUCUUUCGAUAACAAGCUUGAAAACGAUAUCAGGAGAAAGCAUGCUGUACACAUUUAUACAUCAAACUUAUAAAGAGAUGCUUGCCUGUGUAUUUCUAUCUUCUCUGGAUUUUCAUAAUAAUUUAUGGAAAAUGUUUAUAAACAGAUUUGAAUCUGUUAUGACACCCGAUAUAUUGUCAUUUUUAUGUGUCAUGAACUACGAACAAGGUUGCAAGUGUUUAGAUAUGUUUAAUGAAAAGAAACGGCUGUUUUUUAGAGGCGGCUUUUUUCACGAGUCCGAACUUAGAGACUAUCAAUCUACAAUUACAAUGACCUACAAGGAAUGUUGCGACAAUGGAAUAAAAAAGCCUCGAAUAACAUUGAAACACGCACAAAUCGGCUCAGAUUUAGGAAUUGACAAUGAUCAUGCACUUUUGCAAGGAAACAGUAUUAAGUUGGAAACAAUUUUAAUAAAAAAGUAUACGCUUUCCAUAGCAAAUAAUUCAAACUUAUUCCAAACCUCAUUGACGCAUUUAUGGCUAAACGAAGCUACGUUAAACGACGAUGACCACAUCGUCCUAUCGAAAUGUGCACAUCUCUCUAAAAUAUAUAUAACAGACAGCCGCAUUACACACGUCACCAUCAACCCGUCUUCCAUAGAGGAGUUCUGGGUUUACUUGAAACCAGAACUGAUACAAGAGAUACCGCCCAUGCAGGUAUCCUUUGUUGGCGGGUCGCAGUUCUCUAACAGUCUACGAAAACUCAGUUUAGUGCACGUUACCAUGGAUGUUCCCCUUGAUUUGUCAAAUUGUCAAGAGCUAUAUCAAUUAAAUAUAGGAACAUCCUCAACUGAAAAUCAGACUGGAAAUUGCAUCAUAUACAACAUGCAAUGCUGUAAUGCACUACAGAAACUGCGACUUCUCAAAUUACAAUUCUCUACAGAUACACACCUGAAUCUGAGCGGUCUCAGACAUCUCUCUAAGGUAAUUAUAGAGAACAGCCGCCUUACACACGUCACCAUCAACCCGUCUUCCAAAGAGGAGUUCUGGGUUUACGUGAAGCCAGAACUGAAACAAGAGAUACCGCCCAUGCAGGUAUCCUUUGUUGGCGGGUCGCAGUUCUCUAACAGUCUACGGAGACUCAGUUUAGUGCACGUUACCAUGGGUGUUCCCCUUGAUUUGUCAAUUUGUCAAGAGCUAUAUGAAUUAAUUAUAGAAAAUUCCUCAACUGAAAAUCAGACUGGUAAUUGCAUCAUAUACAACGUACAAUGCUGUAAUGCACUACAGGAACUGAUACUUCGCACAUUACAAUUCCCUACAGAUACACACCUGGAUCUGAGCGGUCUCAGACAUCUCUCUAAGGUAACUAUACACAGCAGCCGCCUUACACACGUCACCAUCAACCCGUCUUCCAUAGAGAAGUUCUGGGUUUACGUGAAACCAGAACUGAUACAAGAGAUACCGCCCAUGCAGGUAUCCUUUGUUGGCGGGUCGCAGUUCUCUAACAGUCUACGGGAACUCAGUUUAGUGCACGUUACCAUGGGUGUUCCCCUUGAUUUGUCAAUUUGUCAAGAGCUAUAUGAAUUAGUUUUAGAAAAUUCCUCAACUGAAAAUCAGACUGGUAAUUGCAUCAUAUACAACAUGCAAUGCUGUAAUUCACUACAGGAACUGCAACUUGACACAUUACAAUUCCCUACAGAUACACACCUGGAUCUGAGCGGUCUCAGACAUCUCUCUAAGGUAGCUAUACAGAACAGCCGCCUUACACACGUCACCAUCAACCCGUCUUCCAUAGAGGAGUUCUGGGUUUUCUUGAAACCAGAACUGAUACAAGAGACACCGCCCAUGCAGGAACUGCGACUUGACACAUUACAAUUCCCUACAGAUACACACCUGGAUCUGAGUGGUCUCAGACAUCUCUCUGAGGUAGCUAAACAGAACAGCCGCCCUACACACGUCACCAUCAACCCGUCUUCCAUAGAGGAUUUCUGGGUUUUCUUGAAUCCAGAACUGAUACAAGAGACACCGCCCAUGCAGGAACUGCGACUUCUCAAAUUACAAUUCCCUACAGAUACACACCUGGAUCUGAGCGGUCUCAGACAUCUCUCUAAGGUAACUAUACAGAACAGCCGACUUACACACGUCACCAUCAACCCGUCUUCCAUAGAGGAGUUCUGGGUUUACUUGAAGCCAGAACUGAUACAAGAGAUACCGCCCAUGCAGAAACUGAUACUUCUCACAUUACAAUUCCCUACAGAUACACACCUGGAUCUGAGUGGUCUCAGACAUCUCUCUAAGAUAACUAUACAUAACAGCCGCCUUACACACGUCACCAUUAACCCGUCUUCCAUAGAGGAGUUCUGGGUUUACUUGAAACCAGAACUGAUACAAGAGACACCGCCCAUGCAGGAACUGCAACUUGACACAUUACAAUUCCCUACAGAUACACACCUGGAUCUGAGCGGUCUCAGACAUCUCUCUAAGGUAGCUAUACAGGACAGCCGCCUUACACACGUCACCAUCAACCCGUCUUCCAUAGAGGAGUUCUGGGUUUACGUGAAGCCAGAACUGAAACAAGAGAUACCGCCCAUGCAGAUAUCCUUUGUUGGCGGGUCGCAGUUCUCUAACAGUCUACGGAGACUCAGUUUAGUGCACGAACUGAUACUUCGCACAUUACAAUUCCCUACAGAUACACACCUGGAUCUGAGCGGUCUCAGACAUCUCUCUAAGGUAACUAUACACAGCAGCCGCCUUACACACGUCACCAUCAACCCGUCUUCCAUAGAGGAGUUCUGGGUUUACUUGAAACCAGAACUGAUACAAGAGACACCGCCCAUGCAGGAACUGCAACUUGACACAUUACAAUUCCCUACAGAUACACACCUGGAUCUGAGCGGUCUCAGACAUCUCUCUAAGGUAAUUAUAGAGAACAGCCGCCUUACACACGUCACCAUCAACCCGUCUUCCAUAGAGAAGUUCUGGGUUUACUUGAAACCAGAACUGAUACAAGGGACACCGCCCAUGCAGGAACUGCGACUUCUCAAAUUACAAUUCCCUACAGAUACACACCUGAAUCUGAGCGGUCUCAGACAUCUCUCUAAGGUAACUAUACAGAACAGCCGACUUACACACGUCACCAUCAACCCGUCUUCCAUAGAGGAGUUCUGGGUUUACUUGAAGCCAGAACUGAUACAAGAGAUACCGCCCAUGCAGGAACUGCAACUUGACACAUUACAAUUCCCUACAGAUACACACCUGGAUCUGAGUGGUCUCAGACAUCUCUCUAAGGUAAUUAUACAGAACAGCCGCCUUACACACGUCACCAUCAACCCGUCUUCCAUAGAGGAGUUCUGGGUUUACUUGAAACCAGAACUGAUACAAGAGAUACCGCCCAUGCAGGAACUGCAACUUCUCAAAUUACAAUUUCCUACAGAUACACACCUGAAUCUGAGCGGUCUCAGACAUCUCUCUAAGGUAACUAUACAGAACAGCCGACUUACACACGUCACCAUCAACCCGUCUUCCAUAGAGGAGUUCUGGGUUUACUUGAAGCCAGAACUGAUACAAGAGAUACCGCCCAUGCAGAAACUGAUACUUCUCACAUUACAAUUCCCUACAGAUACACACCUGGAUCUGAGUGGUCUCAGACAUCUCUCUAAGAUAACUAUACAUAACAGCCGCCUUACACACGUCACCAUCAACCCGUCUUCCAUAGAGGAGUUCUGUGUUUACGUGGAGCCAGCACUAAUACAACAGAUACCGCCCAUGCGGGUGUCCGUUGUUGGCGGGUCGCAGUUCUCUAGCAAACUUACGAUGCUAAACGGUCAACAGUUGAGGAAGUUAAAUUGGCGAUUGAGUGUUUGCGACAGCAUUGGAAAGUAA